AUGCAGCCUCAGUGCGAGGCCGAGUUCGACGAGAUGGUAAACACUUUGCUCAAGGAGGGACGGAAACGCGCCCUCAUUGGUAGUAUAGCUGUGGGCGCCAGCAACAUGUUAAGACUGGCUGCGUUCACCCUUCUCUUCUACUACGGUGCGACGUUGAUGGAUAGGGAAGGCCUGGACGGCGUAGCCAUGAUCCGAGGGUGCAUGUCCUUCUUGCUGGCAGGCCUGCAGGUGGGCAGAAGUCUGGCUGGUAAUGUGCCUUUUUCUCUGGGCAAGAAUGCAGCUCGGAACGUUUGGAGCAUUGUUGACAGACGCCCGCUGAUUGACGAAGACAAUUCAGUGGGCCCCACACCGGAAGCCAUUGAAGAAGUCAAGUUCAGCAAUGUCGCCUUCAAGUACCCAACGAGACCCAACCUCCCGAUCUACAGAGACAUCAGCUUCAGCGUUCCCCGAGGCAAGAGCGUGGCACUCGUGGGUGCUUCGGGCUGCGGCAAGUCUACUGCGGUGCAGCUGGUCGAGAGAUUUUACGACGUCUUUACUAAAGAAGGCCAGUCGUUCGGCAAGAUCACAAUCAACGGUGUCGACAUACGUGACUACUACGUCAAGGGGCUCAGAUCCAGAAUCGGUCUAGUAUCGCAGGAGCCGAGCCUGUUCAGUGGGUCGGUCCGCGACAACAUUUUGUACGGCAACCCGGAAGCUUCGGAGGAGGACAUUAUUGAAGCGUGCCGCCAGGCGAACGCCUGGGGCUUCGUCCAAGACAUGCCUGAAGGACUCGACACGGAGGUCGGCCGCGGCGGCUCGAGGCUUUCUGGAGGACAGAAGCAGCGAAUAGCCAUUGCCAGGGCUCUCGUCAAGAAGCCGGAGCUGCUUAUUUUGGACGAGGCGACCUCUGCUCUGGAUGCCGCCAGCGAAAAAGUGGUUCAGGAAGCUCUCAACAAGCUGCUUGCCACAAAGAAGUUCAACGCCCUCGUCAUCGCCCACAGAUUAAGCACCAUCCGCGACUGUGACUACAUCGUGGUGUUCGUGAACCACAACACUCGUGGCUCUCAAAUAGCAGAAGUCGGCAACCAUCAACAACUAAUGGCAAUCAAGGACGGAGUAUACAGCAAGCUGGUUCGAAUCGCGGAAGGCGCAGGCCACUAG
Molecule: messenger RNA, 1140 nt
Organism: Gregarina niphandrodes
Lineage: Eukaryota; Apicomplexa; Conoidasida; Eugregarinorida; Gregarinidae
Product: ATP-binding cassette transporter
Exons: 1
Coding region: 1-1140 (379 amino acids)
Biological process (GO): transmembrane transport
Cellular component (GO): membrane
Molecular function (GO): ATPase-coupled transmembrane transporter activity; ATP hydrolysis activity; ATP binding
Source: RefSeq, a predicted model, not a curated record